Messenger RNA from Osmia bicornis bicornis, 521 nucleotides. RefSeq names its product larval cuticle protein 65Ag1-like (gene CPR13). Gene Ontology annotation, cellular component: chitin-based extracellular matrix. The transcript is spliced from 2 exons. The coding region runs from base 22 to 345 and encodes 107 amino acids. Gene Ontology annotation, molecular function: structural constituent of chitin-based larval cuticle. Lineage: Eukaryota; Metazoa; Arthropoda; Insecta; Hymenoptera; Megachilidae. The record is from RefSeq and is a predicted model, not a curated record.
CUGACCAAGCACACCUUCAAAAUGAGAACCAUCAUUGCAUUCGCUACUCUUAUCGCAGUUGCUCUCGCAGCUCCACCGCAAAGUGUACCCCAAGCGGUACUCGUUAAAGAAACUCCCUCUGAUAAUGUCGGUCUUGGUAGUUACAAUUACGGUUACCAAUUAUCCGACGGGCAAGCCAAACAGGAAUCCGCAGAAUUAGCUGAGGGAGGAACUGAAGGUCCAUUCUUGAAGGUUCAUGGCAGUUUUUCCUUUGUUGAUCCACUGACCAACGCUGCAUACACUGUAAAUUACGUUGCGGACGAAAAUGGUUUCCACCCUCAAGGAGAGCAUUUACCAACUGUCUAAUUUAUUAAGUCUGACUGCUGUCGAAUUACCGGAAAGAUGAUUACCGUCAUGUCACUGGAAAAUUGUUAUUAAUUUGUUACGAUCCAUGACUGAAAUAAAAUUACUGUAAAUAUGUACUUUUACCAUUUUCGUGUCACCUCCUGCUAUAUCAACUACGAUAACAGCCAAAAAUUAUC